Messenger RNA from Thermochaetoides thermophila DSM 1495, 4077 nucleotides. RefSeq lists its product as uncharacterized. Gene Ontology annotation, cellular component: microtubule organizing center. The transcript has 2 exons. Bases 1 to 4077 code for a protein of 1358 amino acids. NCBI's taxonomy places the organism in Eukaryota, Fungi, Ascomycota, Sordariomycetes, Sordariales, Chaetomiaceae. The record is from RefSeq and is a predicted model, not a curated record.
AUGUCCCCCGGCGCGCUCGACACGCCGCGCUCCAACAUCGGCGACGCGACCUUUCUCAGCCGUAAACCCGACUUUGACGUCUCCCCCGAGGCAUCAUUCCACGCGCCGGCGAAGGAGACGAAUCUUCUACACCAGCUACGCAACGGCCGCCGGACGAACCUCCGUACCCCCCGGGCCAGCAGAGCCCCCCUCACCGACCGCCAGAACCUGCCCACGGGCCUCGACGGCCGCGAGUUCACGCCCCUGCUCAAGUCGGCUACCAGGAACAGCGCGCGACGGUAUGGCGUUGCCGGCAAGGAGAACGGAGCCAACGGCGGCAGGACGACGCCCAACUUUCUCGACAGGAUCGACGAGGACAUGACCCCGCUACCGCCCGGCGAGUCCAGCGUGUACAUGGCCAGAGCCACGCCGAGUUACAUCGAGUCCACGAGGGUUCCCGAUGUCGAGGAGAGCAGCAUCGCGUCUACCCCGCUUGCUCUCAGGCGAGGGGCUAAGGGGGGCCCUCUCGAUGGGGGUCAGCUGUCGCUACGGGAACAGGAGAAUGUGAUCGACAAGAUCGAGAAGGAGAAUUUUGGGCUCAAGCUCAAGAUUCACUUUCUGGAGGACGCCCUGAGGAAGGCUGCCCCCGGCUUCAACGAGACUGCCGUGAGGGAGAAUACGGAACUGAAGGUCGACAAGGUCACCCUACAACGCGAGCUAAACCGCUACAAGAAACACCUCACGUCGGCGGAAAAGGAGCUCGAAAAGUACCGCCAGCAGCUGCUCGAGCUGAAAGAGCAGGCCGAGCAGCGCUACGCCGACGAGGCCCGGAAAGAAGAACUCGACCGUCUGCAGAAGGAGCUCGAGCAGAAGGAUGCCGAGAUCGACAAGCUACGGGAGCAGAUCGAGGAUCAGGACCAGCAACAGAGCGACCAGGUCGAGAAGCUCAAGGACGAGAUAGGGGACCUGGAGCACGACCUGCGGCAGAAGGAGAACAUCAUCACCCAGCACGAGGACGAGAUCGAGGAACUGCGCGAGAAGGUAGCCGACACCGAGGAGGAGCUCGAGAAGACCCGCCGUCGGGUCAAGGAGCUCGAGGAGAAAGCCCAGGAUGCCAACCUGCUGGCGGAGGCCAAGGAGACCAUCGAGGAUCUCGAAGCCAACGUGCGUCGCCUGGAACAGCAAGUCGAGGACAUGAGAGAGAAGCUGGACGACGCCAUCGCCGAGAAGGAGCGCGCCGAGGCCGACCUGGAGGAGCUGCAGGAGGAGAUGGCCAACAAGUCCGUCAUGACCAAAGGCCUGUCGCGCCAGGUAGAAGAGAAGAUUGCCCGCCUGCAGGCCGAGCUCGAAAAGGCCCGCGAGGAAUGCGAGGCCCUCUCAAGAGCCCGCGACGCCCAGCAGAAGGAGAUGGACGCCGUCAAGGCCAAGCUCAAAGAAGCCCGCGAGGAGCGCGAUGCAGCGGAGCGCCAGAGGCUACAGCUCGAGUCGCAGCUAGACCAGGACCACGGGCAGUGGAGGAAGCAACUAGACGAGGUCAAGAGGCAGCUCAAGGAGGCGCACCAGGAGCGUGACUCGGCCGAGCACGCACGCUUGACGCUGCAAGCCAAGCUCGAGCGGGCCCAGGCCGAGCUGAACUCGCGCAACAAUGAUAUGGCCGUGUUGCAGUCGCGUCUGGAUCGGGCCCAGGCCGAGCUCAACAACUGGCAUAAUGAGAAGGCGCUGCUGCAGUCGAAACUGGAGAGGGCGCAGGCCGAGCUCAACUCUCGCGACGAUGAGAAGAAUCUGCUACAGAACCGGCAUGAUGCCUUGACGAGCGAGUCGGUCUCCCUACGGAGGGAUAUCCAGACGCUGGAGAAGACGGUGGCAGAGCUGGAGGCUGCGCUGGAGCAGGAGCGCCAGCAUAGUUUGAAGAUCGAGCAGGAUAUUCGCGCGCAGUACAAGGCUGAGGUCGAGAGGUUGAAUGACGAGAUCUCGGACUUGCAGGCGCAGUGUCGCGAGAAGGAUAACCUCUACGACAACGAUAGCGAGCGCUGGGAGUCGGAACUGCACAAGCUGCAGGCGGAGAGGGAUCGCGCGGAGGAGCGGGCCGCCGGCUUGCAGAGGACGAUCGACAAGCUGCGCGACGCGGAGGGCGCGCUGUCCUCCAAGGAGGCUAAGCUGCAGGAGGCGUUGACGAGCGAGUCGGAGCGGCAUCGCAAGGAGGAGGCGGUCUUGAACAACCAGAUCGAGCAGCUGCGCGAGGACCUCGAGGCGCGCCAGGCCAUGCUCGAGGAGCUGCGCAGCGAGCUGGCGGUGGCUAUGGACGAUUUGCGGCAGGCGAAGCUGGAGUGCGAGGCGCAGAAGGACAAGGUACAGGCGUUGGAGGAUGAGGUCGAGAUCCUGCAGGCCACGCUCGACGAGGAGUCGGAGAAGGCUGCGUUGGAGAUCGAGCAUGCUCAAGAAGAGUGCGAUCGGCUGAGGGAACGGCUGGGGGCUGUGCAGACGGAGCUGGAUGCCGUUCGCAGGUCGUCGAACGUGACGCAGGAGUCGGCUAAGCAGAGCACCGAGACCCUGGCGAGGUUGAGGGUGCAGCUUGACGAGGCAAACGAGAAGGUUGUGAGGUUGACGGAGGAGAAGCAGCAGCUUCAGGAUAGGUCUGUCUCCCUUAACGCCGAGCUCCAGUCCGUCCGUGAGGUGCUCGCCUCUACUAAGGCCGAGCGCAACGAGUUGCAGACCAAGCUAGACGCCGUCAAGACGGAGCGUGACGAGCUGCAAGCAGCCCUGGACCGCCUGGCCUCAACCUCUCGCCCAUCCUCAGCCGGCGGCGGCUCGACCUCCGCCGAGCUAACCGAACUCCGCAACCAGCUCGCCGCCGCGAACCAGACCAUGCGCGAGCUGAAACGCUCCCUCCGCGAAGCCGAGCGUAAGGCGUCGGCCUCCACCAAGGACCUCCAGGCCCGUCUCGACCAGCUCGAAGACGAGAAGCUCACCCUCGAGCAGGACCUCGAGGAUGCCCGUCUCGCCGCCGAAAAGGCCGCUGCCCAGCACGAGGAGACGCUGGCUAAGUACCGCGCCAAGAUGGAGCGAUACAAGCGCGAGCGCGACGGGUACAUGCUGGGUGCACUGCGCAGCCAGGCGAUGGGAAGUCGGAACGGGAGCAUUGCAGGCGCGUCGGAGGUUUCGGUGGAAGAGAGAAGGGAUCUGCAUAAUAUGUUGCGCGAGGCGCAGGUGACUGUCGAGAAGCUGGAUAGGGAGGUGAAGGAGCACCGGGAGGCGUUGGACGAGGUGAUGAAGAGUGAGGCGGCACUGAGGGGGAAGUUGGAGAAGGCGCGGCAGGAGAGGGAGCAGUAUCGGGAGGGGGUAAAGAAGCUGAGGGGGGAUGUGAGGAGGUUACGGGUCGAGAGGGAUAGAGCGGUAGCUGAGGCGCAGGCGGUUGUUGCGGAGCGGGAGGGCGUCGAUACCGAUGCGAUUAUUAGGGCUGCUGCGGCGGCGGAGCAGAGGCAUGAGAAGGAGAUCAGGGGGUUGGUGAUGCAGAUGGAGUGGAUGAAGGCUUGUUGGGAUCGGGAGGCGAGGUUGAGGAGGGAUGCGGCGUUUGCGAAGGAGUACUUGAGUCUGCAGGUGCAGAUCAGGGAUGCUUGCAACAAAGCCGACCUAGCCAUCAUCAACCGUAUCCGCGCCGAACUCAAACCCCAAUCCUCCUCCUUCGCCGCCUCUGCUCUCUCCUCGCUCAAACAACUCAGCUAUGCCUCCGGCGCCCUGCCCCCCUUAUCCGAUCCCAAUAAUUCCCUUACCACCAACACCCAAGGCACCUCCCCCACAGUCGUUACCCGUAGCGCUAGCGCCAACUCUAACUCCCUGGCCCUAGUCAAGCGCCCAUCUGUCACAGCCGGCCCAAAGGGCAAGUGGAAGCUUGUCUUGGCCGCUGUGCGGUUUGUCGUGCGCGUCAGGAGACUAGCGCUCGCGUGGCAGCGGUAUGAGAGGUUGAGGCAGAAGUUGGAGGAGGUGUAUGAGGGAUUGGAGAGGGAAGAGAGGAUUCGACGGUUGCGGGAGGAGUGGGUUAGGGGCGUGGAGGAACGGCAGAGGGAGGAGAGAGAACGGGGCAAGCGGGGGAGGGGAUAG